Molecule: messenger RNA, 4666 nt
Organism: Pungitius pungitius (ninespine stickleback)
Lineage: Eukaryota; Metazoa; Chordata; Actinopteri; Perciformes; Gasterosteidae
Gene: hmbox1b
Product: homeobox containing 1 b
Exons: 10
Coding region: 891-2396 (501 amino acids)
Biological process (GO): positive regulation of DNA-templated transcription
Cellular component (GO): nucleus
Molecular function (GO): double-stranded telomeric DNA binding
Source: RefSeq, a predicted model, not a curated record
ACUCGGAAUGCUGCUUCAUUUAUACAAUACUCGGAAUGCUGCUUCAUUUAUACAAUACUCGGAAUGCUGCUUCAUUUAUACAAUACUCGGAAUGCUGCUUCAUUUAUGCAAUACUCGGAAUGCUGCUUCAUUUAUACAAUACUCGGAAUGCUGCUUCAUUUAUGCAAUACUCGGAAUGCUUCUUCAUUUAUACAAUACUCGGAAUGCUGCUUCAUUUAUACAAUACUCGGAAUGCUGCUUCAUUUAUGCAAUACUCGGAAUGCUGCUUCAUUUAUGCAAUACUCGGAAUGCUUCUUCAUUUAUACAAUACUCGGAAUGCUACUUCAUUUAUGCAAUAAUUGAAAGUACUGCAUAGAUCAAAUGGCCUUAGCCUCGGUAUUGCAAAGGGUUUUUACUACAGUCGCAUAUUUGUGAAGUGCUGCAUAACUCGUUGCAUGGUCCUCAUAUCCGGUGGUCUAGGUGGCUGCCCAGGAGGCCCAGGAGGUACAGUAGUAGCCGGGAGGUCCAGGUGGUCCUCGAGGCGGGCCGCGCGCCGCAGCUGUGUUGACGCGGCGCCCCUCGUGACGCAGCUGUAUCAGGGAGCCUUCAGCUCCGUCGCGCCCUCGUGUCGGGGACAUGUAGUUUUUACGUGCAGAAGGCGGAAGCACGUUGGAGGCGCUCCGUGGGAGUAAAACUACACUUCCCUCGCAGCUCCUCGGAGGUGUUGGUUGUCAACAUGGCUGUUGUCACACAGACAAAGCGCAGGGGCCAAUGAUUCGCUCGUGAUAGACAUCCUUGGGAAGGGGUCGGACGGGGCGCUGUAGCCGUGCUGCGUUGUUGUUCGGCCGCAGUGGGUCUCUACGCAAAUUGCCAAAGUUAAAUGGUUAACCUGACGAUUUAAAGCGAGCAGGAUGUCUGAGUUCAGCGAGGAGCCGCGCUUCACCAUCGAGCAGAUAGAUCUGCUGCAGCGGCUCCGGCGCAGCGGCAUGAGCAAGCCGGAGAUCCUGCAGGCGCUCGACACUCUGGACCGGCUGGACCGGGAGCACGGCGACAAGUUCGGCCGCCGCACCUCCUCCUCCUCCUCCUCCUCGUCCUGCUACGGAGUAGGCGGCGCCAACGGUUGCGCCAACAACUCCGCCUCCAACGCCAACAAUAGCAAUACUGCCUCGGCGGCGCCCACCGCCUCCAGCUCCUCGGUGACGUGCAACGGAGGCGAGGCCGCAGCCGGCGACCACUCGGCAGCGGCCUCGUCCUCCACCACGUCCAAAAUCUCCACCUCUACACAGACGCAGUUCGGUAGGGAAGGCGGGCUCUCGCCGUCACCCAGCAACAGUUACGACACCUCCCCGCCUCCAGGCCCACCGCCGCCGUCUGCCAUCCUGUCCUCCCCGGUGUCUCUGGUGGCCCUGUCUCAGAACGGUCGGGACAGCCUGGCGGCCACGCCCAACGGGAAGCUGUCUCCGCCCAGGUACCCGGUGAACAGCGCGGCGGCAGCACGGGCGUUCGGGUUCGAGGCCGCAGAGGAGGACCUGGACGUCGACGACAAGGUGGAGGAGCUGAUGAGGAGGGACAGCAGCCUGGUGAAGGAGGAGAUCAAGGCGUUCCUGGGGAACAGGAGGAUCUCUCAGGCCGUGGUGGCACAAGUCACCGGCAUUAGCCAGAGCCGGAUCUCCCACUGGCUGCUGCAGCACGGCUCCGACCUGAGUGAGCAGAAGAAGAGGGCUUUCUACCGCUGGUACACGCUGGAGAAGACCACGCCAGGUGCCACUCUGAACAUGCGGCCGGCUCCGUUACCUCUGGAGGAAAUGGAGUGGAGGCAGACCCCGCCCCCCAUCACCACGGCGCCCGGGACCUUCCGGCUGCGUCGGGGGAGUCGCUUCACUUGGAGAAAGGAGUGCCUGGCCGUGAUGGAGAGCUACUUCAACGACAACCAGUACCCAGAUGAGGCCAAACGGGAGGAGAUCGCCAACGCCUGCAACGCUGUCAUUCAGAAGCCAGGGAAGAAGCUGUCAGAUCUGGAGCGGGUUACCUCCCUGAAAGUUUACAACUGGUUCGCCAACCGCCGCAAAGAGAUCAAGAGACGCGCCAACAUUGAAGCCACAAUCCUGGAGAGUCACGGGAUCGACGUCCAGAGUCCUGGGGGACACUCAAACAGCGACGACAUCGACGGGAACGACUUCUCAGAGCAGGCAUGUGACCUGCCCUAUUUUGACAAGAGGCCUCUCAGUCGACCUUUCGGCCUGUACAGACUGGAGCCCACCUCGCCAACCCAGGAGGACAGCGCGGCGCACAGCGAGCACCAGGACCCCAUCUCUCUGGCCGUGGAGAUGGCCGCUGUCAACCACACCAUCCUGGCCCUGUCCAGGACCGGGGGGGUCCCCAACGACAUCAAGACCGAGUCCCUGGAGGACGAAUGAGAUGCGCGAAGGAGAGCGAGAGCCUGAAACGAUGCUACUUAGUAAACCUGUUAAUCCUUCCCUCAGCUGUUCUUCUCUCUGGGCUUCCCUCCUCCACUCCUCUCCAACCGCCAUGCCCCCCCCCCCCCCCGAAUAUACUGGCGACAAGGGUCACUGCGGAAUACACUGGUCACAGCAUACCUGGAUACCUCUUCUUAGUUCAACGCUACCUACGUACCCCUUUGCAUUGUGGAGGCGCUGCUGUUGGAUGAAAGCCUCCAUAAAGAAGUAGCCUUAAACCUUCGAGGCUGGCCUUAACAACUGCACCUUUUACGUUUUUGCAGUACAGCAGGUUUCCGAAUGUUCUUUUCUCUCCCGGACGACGACAAUAACAAGAGACCUAAGUGUGCAUCAUUCAAACGAGUCUAAUCCGACAUCGUCAAGGUUUCUAUCCAGCAGCAGCAGUGGUUUGUCAGCCCAGAGGGCGACUGGAUAACAAUCAUCUUGCCUUGGUGUUUAGCUCCUGGGGACACAUGGAGUCCUCCGGGGGCAAUGUGAUAAUCAAGCAAACUCCCGCGCGGUGUUUUUAAAUGUCAUCCAUGCCAAAGGAAAAGCUGCUCUGAGCGGAGACGCUGCUCUGUGUUCGUCCAAAGCGGUUCUACUUCCUGUGCCGGCGAGGACAGGUAUUAGCAACCACAGGUGUGAUGAUGAAAUGCCCCUCAGCUACGUACUACUCGUUCUGUGAUGCUGCCUCUCUACGGUCGCAUAAAAUGUGGGUGGUAUUAAAUUAGACUAAAUCCACACUGGAAGUCUUUGACAAUAUCCGAUAUCUUCUGAGAUUUCCCACUUUUUAUUUAAUCUAUAUAACCUCAAAGGUAAAAGCUCAAAGACAUUUAACCUUGCAAUAUUGGAAGUCAUUAACUUUUUAUUUUCUCCCCAAAUGGAACUUUUCCCAAAUCACCUUUGACAAGAGAAGAAUUAAACUGCCAGACAGUUAGCUUAGCUGAGGUUAGCCUGACCCACCCAAAGCUUCCCAAUUAACCCUCUACGUUUCGUCUACUUAAAGCCAUACAAAACUGAUGAAACUGAGGAGUUUGUUUUUUUUUUCUCAAAAAGUUGUGUGCUUAAACCAUUUUCUUUGCCGGGGCGAAGUGACAUUCUUCACCCUCAUUUUAUACUUGUAAAGAUGAUAUAACGUGUUAAUUAGUGAAGAUUGGAAUGAGCUAGUUGAAAGAAUCCAGCGCCGGGCUUGUUAUGCUAAGCUAACUGUCACACAGGCAUGAAGGGAAAUACCUGGCUCUAAAGGGAACCUCUGCCAUAGUAGCUUUGGACAACGUUCCAGAAAGCAGGUCUCGUUGGACCAGUGGGACGGAGGGACUGAGGUCCUGCAUGUAGACCAGCUCCCAGGGGCCCAAGUCUAGCACUUCAAUCACAGCGAGUGUCAAAAAGAAACCAUUGGAAGGUAAAAACAUGUAUUUAUGCUCACUUUUUAAUGGUAAUGUACAAAAAAGAAUGACAUUUGUUUUACAUGAAAUGUGCUUUUUGUUGUUGAAUGAAUCAUGCUUAUAAUUUCUCCUCCGUGUGUGGCAGCCCUUGUAUGACGUCAGUGAAAUAAGAAAACCUUUGUCAGAGGUGGUGAGCGGUUUUGUGAAAGAUGAUGCACCUUAUUUAGAAUAAGAAUUGCUGUUGACAAAGUUUAAAAUGUCAAACUCCAUAAGGGAGAGUACAAAUCCAUUUAGACUGAAUACUAAAGUCCUGCAUACGAUACUUAACAUUACCGAUAGUUCAGUCCAGAGAACAUAGGAAGAGCGACUCAGUACUGCAUGAAGCGGGCCUGCUCAAUUGGGACGGAGUAGCGUGUCGCUGCAGGACGGAGCAGGCUGUACCCAGCAUGCCGUUGGGCAUGUCAGUGUUUUUCAGUUCUAUACUUGAGACGCAAACCCCUUUUCCUCUGGAGUUUGGUGUGACCACACACACAAUAAUGCGUGUUAGACGCGGUUCUACAGAACCCUCAAGGUGCUUCACUAGAACCUGACGUAGUGAAACGUGUCCUCUGUCCCAAUAGCUCUGAGAGAGGACUUGAUGCUGCUGCGUCUCAAAUCUAAGUUCAAAGUUACUGUAUUUCCCAUUUCACAAUUUAGUGCCUUUUUUGGACAGUAGACUGUUCUGUAAUUAAGAUGUAGUAUAUAUAUACAUUUUUUGUACAGUUUCUUUGUUCAUUUUUUUUAACUUGUGUUUAUUUUAGUAUGAUAUAUAAUGUACAAGAGAAUAAAAUAUGAAUCUAUCAGUGA